Messenger RNA from Ruditapes philippinarum (Manila clam), 575 nucleotides. RefSeq names its product low-density lipoprotein receptor-like. The record is from RefSeq and is a predicted model, not a curated record. Lineage: Eukaryota; Metazoa; Mollusca; Bivalvia; Venerida; Veneridae. Gene Ontology annotation, molecular function: protein binding. Bases 100 to 525 code for a protein of 141 amino acids. The transcript has 4 exons.
CACAUGUUUAAUGUUAUAUUGAAUAAAUAAGUUUAAACAAAGUGUAACAAUUAACAAAUUUUUAUAAUUAAAGUUGGAUGUCCGUCGGCGGCGGGGUUUAUGUGUGAGAACAUGUGGUGUAUCCAUGACGAUCUUAUUUGUGAUGGUAUUGAUCACUGCGGUGAUAAUUCAGAUGAGAACCCCGUGCUUAUAUGUACCAAAACAGAAACUUUUGAAUCUGAUUGGACAUGGAAAUGGGAUGACUCAAAACGGGAUGCUGUUGUAACAUUAGCGCCGACAACGACGACGACGGAAGAUUCGUGUUUUGGGUUGUUCCGUUGCCAUGACGAUUCGGGUUGUAUAGACCCAAAACUUCUCUGUGAUAAGAAAGACCACUGCUUCGAUAGGUCUGACGAGACAAGUUGUAGUUGGUACGAGUUGCGUGGUGCAGCUACGAGAAUAAAUUCAAAUACAUUUCCAGUUUUAGUUAGUGUGCUUAGAUUGACAGCAUUUUGUUUCAUGAUUUCUCAUUUUACGUUCGUGUAGCAAUUGUUUAUAGAAAUUAUUUAUGAAUAAAUUAUUUUGUUAAUAAAUAA